This is a messenger RNA of Pestalotiopsis fici W106-1, 792 nucleotides long. RefSeq lists its product as uncharacterized. The coding region runs from base 1 to 792 and encodes 263 amino acids. Gene Ontology annotation, molecular function: transmembrane transporter activity. The transcript has 2 exons. NCBI's taxonomy places the organism in Eukaryota, Fungi, Ascomycota, Sordariomycetes, Amphisphaeriales, Sporocadaceae. The record is from RefSeq and is a predicted model, not a curated record. Gene Ontology annotation, biological process: transmembrane transport.
AUGCCAAUUCGAUUGUUCUCGAAUCGCACAUCGCUCGGUGGCUUUGCUGUGGCCUUCGUACAUUCCAUGCUGACGUAUUGGAUCACUUAUUUCAUGCCGCUUUACUUUCAAGCUGUAUUAAGGACUGAUGCCAUUACAUCUGGUGUCAAUAUACUCCCAAUGGCAGCCCUGGCCAUGCCUUUUGCCAUGAUUGCCGGCUUUGGCGUGUCCAAGUUUGGUCGUUACCGCCCUUGGUUCUUCUUGGGGUAUGCCCUCUUUGCUAUCUCAUUUGGGCUCUUUAGUCGUCUCGACGAGAAGUCUUCCACCGCAUACUGGGCGGGUAGCCAGUGUAUCGGUGCUGCUGCUGCAGGUAUCCUUACCACGACAACUCUCCCGUGUAUCCAGGCACCUCUAUCGGAAGUUGACCAAGCUGUCGCAACAGCGACUUGGGGAUUCGUCCGAAGUUUUGGAGGAGUUUGGGGCGUAGCUAUUCCAGCUGCCAUAUUCAAUUCUCAAGUGAACUCACUUGUCCAAGAGAGGUUGCAAGAUAAGCAAUUGCAGAGUCUUCUGAGCAACGGAGGCGCUUAUGCACUAGCCUCAGGCGGUCAAAUUGGCACUAUAACAAGCGACCCUCUUGUGAACAGCCAGGUGAAUAGCAUUUUCGUGGAUAGUCUUCGAUUAUGCUGGCAAGUUGGAAUAGGUUUCUCAUUAUUAGGCUUCUUCGUCAGCGCGGUUGUAAAGGAAGUUGCAAUGCGCACGCAUCUUGAGACAGACUUCGGGUUGGAAGAGCGUAGAAAGGAGGGUGGUGAGUGA